Messenger RNA from Botrytis byssoidea, 960 nucleotides. RefSeq lists its product as uncharacterized. The transcript has 2 exons. Lineage: Eukaryota; Fungi; Ascomycota; Leotiomycetes; Helotiales; Sclerotiniaceae. Gene Ontology annotation, biological process: retrograde vesicle-mediated transport, Golgi to endoplasmic reticulum. The coding region runs from base 1 to 960 and encodes 319 amino acids. The record is from RefSeq and is a predicted model, not a curated record.
AUGGCCGAUACUUCUGAGCCAGCGGCAGAAACGCCAUCUCAGAGACAGGCACGCAUUAGGAAGGAAAAGAGAGAAGCAAAGAUUAGGGAUGGGGGAAAUGCAAGGUUGAAUAAGAUUAUUGGGUUAGGUGGUGGUUUACCUAGAGAGGAGGUCCCGUCGCCAGCGCCAGCGCAAACGGUUCCUAAGGCUACAAACCAUGCGGAUCCGGAUGAAGUAGACAUUUCGAAUCAUUAUUAUGAGCCGCAGACUCGCACGCCGAUCCAGAGGUCUCAGAGUGGACAGCAGCAACAGCAACUAAAUGAUGAUCAAUUAAGGCAAAUGAUGUUGGGUAUGGAUCCAGGUUCUCUUGGCGGUGCUCCUGGCCAAAAUCCUUUCGCAGGUUUCCCAGGUAUGGGAGGCGCACCUGGUGAAGACGGCGCAAAUGAUCCCAUGAUGCAAAUGUUACAACAGAUGAUGGGAGGAAUGGGUGGACCACCGGGCGAAGGACAAGCUGGCAUGCCUUCCUUUCCCGGUAUGCCUGGUAUGCCCGGUAUGGGAAUGGAAGGGCAAGCUCAAGCCGCUGCUGUUGAUCCUUAUGCAUAUAUAUGGCGCAUCGUUCAUGCCGUGUUCGCAUUAUCCCUCGGCUUGUAUAUAGCGCUUACGACUUCGUUUACGGGGACUAAAUAUGCGCGCGAGGCGUCGGGUUUGGCGAAUGAUGGAUUGAGCGCGGAUAGUGUGCAUUUCUUUUGGAUCUUUGCAACGUCAGAGGUGGUCUUGUUGACCAGCAGAUUUUAUUUGGAGAAGGGGAACUCUAUGCCAGCUGGUAUGAUGGGGACAGUAAUGGGUUUCUUGCCAGAGCCUUGGAAGAGUUAUGUGGGCAUGGUCUUAAGAUAUGGACGUAUUUGGGGAACAGUCAGUGGGGAUGCCAUGGUUUGUGUAUUUGUGUUGGGAGUUUGUGCUUGGUUGAGGGGUGGUAAUUAA